CCAGCGCCACAGAGGAGGGAGCCCCUGCCCGCUGCCUUUCCUGGGGGUCCCAGCCCACCUCGGAAGUCAGUGGGGUUGGUUUGGGAGCUGUUGGUCGAACCUUCCCCCCUUCUCUGCGAGGUGCUGCCGUGCCGGGGGUGUUUGUGGCUGCUGCGGUGCCCUGCGUCCUCGCUACAAGAGACUUGUCGACAACAUCUUCCCUGAGGACCCAGAGGAUGGGCUGGUGAAGACCAACAUGGAGAAGCUGACUUUUUAUGCCCUGUCUGCCCCAGAGAAGCUGGAUCGCAUCGGUGCCUACCUGUCCGAGCGGCUCAUCCGGGAUGUGAGCCGGCACCGCUAUGGGUAUGUGUGCAUUGCCAUGGAGGCCCUGGACCAGCUCCUCAUGGCCUGCCACUGCCAGAGCAUCAACCUCUUCGUGGAGAGCUUCCUGAAGAUGGUGGCAAAGCUGCUGGAGUCAGAGAAACCCAACCUGCAGAUCCUGGGUACCAACUCGUUUGUGAAGUUUGCCAACAUUGAGGAGGACACCCCAUCUUAUCACCGCAGCUACGACUUCUUCGUCUCGCGCUUCAGCGAGAUGUGCCACUCCAGCCACGACGACCCCGACAUCCGGACAAAGAUCCGAAUGUCUGGCAUUAAAGGCCUGCAAGGAGUGGUGAGGAAGACAGUGAAUGACGAACUCCAAGCCAACAUCUGGGACCCACAGCACAUGGACAAGAUUGUUCCCUCACUGCUUUUCAACUUACAGCAUGUGGAAGAAGCCGAAAGCCGCUCCCCCUCCCCGCUGCAAGCCGCCGAGAAGGAGAAGGAGAGUCCCACGGAGCUGGCGGAGAGGUGCCUGCGGGAGCUGCUGGGCCGGGCGGCCUACGGCAACAUCAAGAACGCCAUCAAGCCCGUCCUCAUCCACCUGGAUAACCACUCGCUCUGGGAGCCCAAGAUCUUUGCUACUUGCUGCUUCAGGAUCAUCAUGUACUCAAUCCAGCCGCAGCAUUCCCAUCUCGUGAUCCAGCAGCUCCUGGGGCACCUGGAUGCCAACAGCAAGAGCGCGGCCACCGUGCGUGCGGGCAUCGUGGAGGUCCUCUCGGAGGCAGCUGUGAUCGCAGCCUCUGGAUCCGUAGGCCCCACGGUGCUGGAGGUGUUCAACACCCUGCUGAGGCAGCUGCGGCUCAGCAUCGACUACGCCCUGACCGGGAGCUACGACUGCGGCACCGGCGUCAGCACCAAGAUCAUCAAGGAGCACGAGGAGAGGAUGUUCCAGGAAGCUGUCAUCAAAACCAUAGGGUCCUUCGCCAGCACACUGCCCACCUACCAGCAGUCUGAGGUGAUGGUUUUCAUCAUGAACAAGGUGCCGCUCCCCUCCUCGCAGCAGUCCAUCGAGGCCAGCAAAGCUGGGGAGAACCGGAAUAGGCUGACACAGAUCAUGCUCCUGAAGUCCCUCCUCCAGGUCUCUGUGGGCUUCCAGUGCAGUAACAUGCUCACAGCACUUCCCAGCGCCUUCCUGGACAGGCUGCUCUCCGCAGCCCUCAUGGAGGAUCCCGAGAUCCGCCUCUUUGUCCUGGAGAUCCUCAUCAGCUUCAUCGAUCGUCAUGGGAACCGGCAGAAGUUUUCCACCAUCAGCACCAUCAGCGACAUCUCGGUCCUGAAGCUGAAAGUGGACAAAUGCUCGCGCCAAGAUACUGUCUUCAUGAAGAAGCACGGCCAGCAGCUCUACCGGCACAUCUACUUGAUAUGCAAGGAGGAGAGCAAUGUGCAGGCUCACUAUGAAGCUCUCUUCAGCAUGCUGAUGCUCAUCAGCAUUGAGCUGGCUAAUGAGGAGGUCGUGGUGGACCUCAUCCGCCUGGUGUUGGCAGUGCAGGAGAUUGCCCAGAUCAACGAGGACAACUUGACGCCGUACAACCGCUGCGCGCUCUUCGCCCUCGGUGCAGCUUACCUCAACCUCAUCAGCCAGCUCAUCACCGUGCCCACCUUCUGCCAGCACAUCCAUGAGGUCAUCCAGAUGCGACAGAAGGAAGCUCCUUAUCUGCUCCCUGAAGAUGUGUUUGUGGAGAAACCCACGUUGAGCAAGAGCCUCGACUGCCUGAGUCCAGAGGUCUUCUUCUGGCAGAGCAAGAUCAGUGAGGUGUUGGGUGGCAGUGGUUACAACGCAGACCGGCUCAGCACACCCUACAUCCCCCAGCUGACAGAUGAAGAUCGCUUGUCCAAGAGGAAGAGCAUUGGCGAGACCAUUUCCCUGCAAGUCGAAGUGGAAUCAAGGAACAGUCCUGAGCGAGAGCAGCGAGCACCAGCAGAGGAGAUCACGUACGAGACGCUGAAGAAGGCGAUAGUAGACAGUGUUGCCAUGGAAGAGCAGGAGCGGGAGCGGAGGCGGCAAGUGGUGGAGAAAUUCCAGAAAGCCCCAUUUGAGGAGAUCGCUGCCCACUGUGGAGCCCGGGCCACAUUGCUGCAGAGCAAGCUCAACCAGAUCUUCGAGAUCACCAUACGACCACCACCAAGCCCCUCUGGCACCAUCACAGCUGCCUUUGGCCAACCUCAAAACCACUCCAUCCCAGUGUAUGAGAUGAAGUUCCCGGACCUGUGUGUGUACUGAGGGCAGCUGUGCCCAGCUGGCACCAAAGGAUCUCUUGGGGAGAGACUGCUGACUCUGCAGGGAGCCCAUCCUCAGGCAGGACGGGUGGGGACACAGACACUGAGGCCACCCCAGGAUUCAUUGGCAGCACAAACCCAUCUCCUAUACUUCAUCUGGUGAUUUUCUGCCUCAGCAGCCACGUUUUGCCACAGCUGGUGGUGCAGGAGGCUUGGGGAACAGUGUCACAGGGGGGUGGGUGGUUGCCUUGACCUCCCUCUCUGGUUUUGAGCAGGGGAGAGGAGUUGCUCUGGCUCCCGACAAAGCCCUUUGGACACACACAACUUCCCACCACAAAGCAAACCCAUUCCCUGGGGAAAUCCCUCCCCAAAUUGUCUGUUGGCCACAUCAAGAGCCCUUGGCAAGGGGCAGAGCUGAAGCUGGUGGGUGGGAGACUGUAAAAGAUAGGAAGGGGAUCUGGGGUGCAGUGGGCUGGAGCCUGGGACAGCCCCAAAACCAAAACCUGCCCAAGCUGGUGCUUGAGGCAGGUUGCUCGAGGGGUUUUGCAUCUUCCCAGGAAUAUCCUCAACACAUGGCUAGUUCCUCUGGGCAUCUCAUCACAGUUGGAGGACUUGCCUGGUGAUGCAUGAGGAUAGGCAUUGUCCCAUCCCAGCAUAGGGUUACACAGCAGCCUGGCUGGUUCCAGGUCACUUGAAAAGAUGAUUUGUUUGGGAAAACCCAUUUUAGGGGAAAAGCCCCACGAGAGCUGUGCCUCUCAACCAGGUCAUGUGGAGGCUGCUCAUGUGGGACUCAUGCCCACAGUGGGCAGGGACACAAGGCACGAGUAACCACCAUGCUGGGGAUUAUUAACACAUUAACCCUCUGUUUUCAUAUAGUUGGGUAGGGUUUUUGCAGUUUUGGGGUUCCCACCCCAAAAAAAGAUUUAUUUAAUAUUGUUGUUUUUAGCACAACAAAGUCCAGUGUUAAAUCAACUUAGCCAUAAUCACCAAGAAAAUCCAGCACCACAGAAAAUAGCUGCCAUAAGAAAUGUUCUGUAGGGUCCACCCUGCAGACCCCACAUCUGGCAGGCCCUGGAUCCUACCUCUGUUUGGGCAUUAGGAUCAAACUGGAUUUGGGCUGGAGGGGAGCAGAGAAGAGGCUAUGAAGAGUUUUGCUUUAGACAACUGUGAUAGAAAAUUCUGAGUCCUACCAAGCCCAAAUGGUGAGGUUAAGAGGGUAGGGAUGGGGACAGAGGUCACUUGGAGCCAUUUGGCUGUUCACAGGUGGUAUUUUGUUGUUCAUGGGGUAUUUGGUUGUUUACAGGGGUUAUUCAGACAUUCACAGGGGGUUUUUGGUCAUUCAUGGAGGCAUUUGAUCGUUCAAGGGGGUUGUUUGGUCAUUCAUAAGGGGCAUUUUGUCAUUCAUGGGGGCUAUUCAGGUGUUCACAGGGGGCAUUUGGUCAUUCACAGCGUGUAUUUGAUCACUCACAGGGAGUGUUUGGUUCUUCACAGGGUAUCUGGUUGCUCACAGGGUCUCUCUUGCUCCCAGACCCCUCUCAGUGUGGGUGCUCUCUCUGUUCUUGGGGCCAGCCUGGGCACUGGCAGCUGGCUGGGUGCUGCCUGAGCUCACCCCCAUCACCCUCCCAGCAGCCUGGGGGGCUCCCUGUGAGGGGAGGCAGCCUCUUCCCCUCCAGGCACGCUGCUCUUUGCUUUGCCACACGAAGAAGGGUCUAAAGCUGGAGACAUGGGAGCUGCUUCUGCAGGGACUACAGCCACCUGCCUCUGCCCAUGUCCCAUGGGAUUGUUUUAUCCACUGCAGAUCUUCCGGCAGUUAUUUUAAGCUCUAAUUACAUAUGACCAUCCCUUCUUCACCCCCCCCCCCUCCUUCAGUGGCGGAUACAGUCCAUGAUUCCUCCUGGGUCACUGCUUGUUUGUGUGGCCAGGCUGUAAUCCCAGCUUAGGAAAUGAUCUUGCUUAAGAGGACAGGAAAAACAAGGGUUUAUUUUGGUCCCUGGGCUGGAUCACUCACAGCGGGGCUCUGCCUGUGCCAGCCCUGCCCAGUGCCCAAGGUUUUCCCCCUGCUGCUGCCUCUCCUCAGGGUCCCCAUGUGUCUCUGUCCCUUGUCACCAAGCCCUUCUUGCUCCCCAAGCCUCCUGAAGCCUGAGUUUUGGCCAGGGUAGGUUUUGGGGUUGGCAGUGGGAACCCAAGAGCAGGCUCCUUGGGGCAGGAGCACUUACUCCCAGAGCUGUUCUAAUGAAAAGCACUAAAACUUUUUAACAAAACACAGUAGAAAAAGCAAUUAACCCCCAAAUCAAGUGUCUGUUCGUGGGAAAACCACCUCCAAACCUCUUCAGAACCACGAGGAAGGUGGGGAGAUGAGCACAAGGUUUGCUUGCCCUUGUUGCACAUCUCAGGGUGCCCAUCAUCUUUUUGGGGCAGGAAAUACCCUUGGCCUCUGCUCCAGGGGGGUUGGAUUGUGGGUCAUCCCUGUGGACCAGCCACAGAUCCCUUCAUUCCCAAUGCUUUGCCCUUGGGACCUGGCAGUGGGGCUGGGACUGUCACCUCCUGGUUGGCUGCAUUCCCCAGCAUGUCUCACUGCGGCCCCUCUGCGUUUUGGGACCCAGACUCCACCCGUAACUGUCCAUGUGUAGGUGACCUGUUUCUACAUCCUGUUUAGUUUAGAUACUUGUGUAUGUAGAGAUGACAAAGUAUAUUUCUAUAAAGUCAGCAGUUUAGGUGCAUGUGUGCAUUCCCAUCCCUGUAUUUCCAAGCACUGUGGUGUUGGUGUGUGGAGCUGCGGGCAGGGGGUUCCAAAGGGCUGAGGAGCCCUCGAUAUUUUCAAAUGCAAUGUCUCGAUGCCCUUUUCAAAUAAAUGUUGAUGUUGCCAUCAUGG
Molecule: messenger RNA, 5452 nt
Organism: Apus apus (common swift)
Lineage: Eukaryota; Metazoa; Chordata; Aves; Apodiformes; Apodidae
Gene: EFR3B
Product: EFR3 homolog B
Exons: 23
Coding region: 236-2584 (782 amino acids)
Biological process (GO): protein localization to plasma membrane
Cellular component (GO): plasma membrane
Source: RefSeq, a predicted model, not a curated record